Amorphotheca resinae ATCC 22711 is the source of this 1392-nucleotide messenger RNA. RefSeq lists its product as hypothetical. Lineage: Eukaryota; Fungi; Ascomycota; Leotiomycetes; Helotiales; Amorphothecaceae. Gene Ontology annotation, biological process: regulation of DNA-templated transcription. The transcript is spliced from 3 exons. Bases 1 to 1392 code for a protein of 463 amino acids. The record is from RefSeq and is a predicted model, not a curated record.
AUGUCCUUGGCCUCUCCUUCUCAGCCGUCCCGCAACAACAGCUCAUCCUUACUUUCAAGCUCCGCAGCAGAAGCUCAUCCUCCUCCUCCUCCACAACCACAACCUCAGACGCGUCGCUCGCCCGACCUCACCGACGAAGCGACCGCGAGCACGCUUCUCGGCGCCCUCUCCUCCCCAGCGCGCCCCUCUAUGGACAGAGGUGCUCCCGAAUACUCGCAGUCAGGUUUGCCCACACCAUAUCCACACGCGUUCACCAGCGCCCAGUCUGAAGAGUCUCCCGCAGAUCCCGCGUCUGCUGCGCAAUACACGCCCCAGCAGGAAGUGCGAGCCAACAACUACCCUCCCGCCGCGACGCCCACCUCUGAGUACGGUGUUUACCCGGCCUCGGCGCGUUCGGGCUCUUUUCCAGAACACAUCCAGCGCCAGUACCACCCCGCGAGCAACCCCAGCGGGAGCAGUGGUGGAGCAAUGGCUCAAUCAACAAGUCCGUCCAUGCCUCCUCCUCCUCCUCCUCCUCACCAAGAUCCCCGUGCGAACCAUCGCACCCCUCAAAGCAAGUCUGACCCGGAUGUUCCUAUAGAUCCUUCAAUCGCCGCCUCGAGUCCGACCUAUCCCGCGCACAGCGGCCAAUACUCCCCGUACCCUCCGCAGCAAGAGAUGCAACACCCUUACCAAGCCCACGGCGGCGGCGCCAUGUACACCCAGCCCCGACCGGAUUGGGCGGGCUAUGCCACUCACCCUCAGCACGGGAUGCCAGGCUACGCGGUGACCGGCGCCCAAACCCCAACCUCUGCCGCUCCCGCCGGAGCGCGUCCAGGCCAAGUUUAUUCCUUUGUUCCCAUCCCCGGCGCCCAGCAACACAAGCGACCCCGACGACGGUAUGAGGAGAUCGAGCGGAUGUACAAGUGUGGGUGGAACGGGUGCGAGAAGGCAUAUGGCACACUGAACCACCUCAACGCCCAUGUCACGAUGCAGUCGCACGGGCAGAAGCGGACGCCAGAAGAGUUCAAGGAGAUCCGAAAGGAGUGGAAAGCUCGCAAGAAGGAGGAGGAGAACCAACGGAAGGCCGAAGAGGAGCGCGCGCGCGCUGCCGCUGUGCCCGCCGAUGGCCAGAACCCCGCCGAUGGGGCCGCCGCGCCCGGCUACCAACAGCCUGGCCGGUCCGUCCAACUCCCGCCCAUCGGCUACCAACCCGGCGCGCAGGUCCCUGGCCAGUACCAGGCCCCGUCGAGUGGUGUGCAGCAGUUGCAGGAGUACGGCAACAACCAUCUUCAAUAUUCUGGCUACCCAGCUUCGCCGUACGGCGCUCCCAACCAGAUGUACAGUCAACGUCAAUUACACCCUCACUUUAGUGUCCCGCCCAGGAUGAAAGCUGACUUGCGCUGCAGAUAA